GUCAAGGAUGAGGUUAUGCAGUCGGUGCCACAGAUCCCACAGACAGCCUCCUGCUUGGACAAGGAGUGUGUGAGCGAAGCAGCCAUGCUGGCCGGCCUGUACACGGACCAUGAUGUUAAAGAUGAGCUUGUGCUGGGUGCGGAGUGCCCAUAUCGCCCUGAUGUCACUCUAGUAGUUCAUGGUCGCAUUGGCCGUACACUUCGAGAUUGCUCUGUGACACUUGAACACAUCCCACACAUCGAUGUGCUAGCUAAGCGACAAGGCACAACUAGUAGCGACACUGAGUCCGAUACUGAUAAAUUUACAUUUAGAGAUGAAUUUCACACUGAAGAGAAAGAACCAUUAUGUGAUCUUUGUGGUGAAAGAUUCAGUGUAAAAUCAGAUUUAGUGAAACAUGUCAUAGAUCAUAUCCACAGACCUCCGAGCAUGGAACAGGAAGCCAGUGCGCAGGGCAAUGCAUUUGCUGGUCAGUGCCAGCAAGAGCAGGAGCGGGCUUUGUGCCGAAAAUACGCGAUCCAGGACUGCCGCGUGCGCCUCGAACGGCUCCGACACCAAGAGGCUCUUGCCGCCAACGACACGCAACACACGCAUACGGAAAUUGAUGCGGAGGAUAUACACACUAGAGUUGACAAUGGGAAACCUACUUGUGAUCUUUGUGGAGAUAGUUUUGCACUGAAAUCGGAUUUGAAAAAACAUAUCAUGAUUGAUGUUCACAUGCCGACCACACGACGUUCACAAGACCUUAGUCUGAACAAGGAAUCAGAUACUAGGAUUCAUAUGUAUGAGUGUGAUAUUUGCGGUGAAACAUUUCAGCAAAAAAAUACUUUACAAAUUCAUAUCAAAACACACUCAAGACUGUCAAAGUCCAAGGACUCUAAAUGCGAUAACAUAGGAGAAAAAUUUUACUGUUGCGAAAUAUGUGCAGAGCGUUUCCGAAGUAGAUUCCGAUUGAAUAAACAUAGAAGAGUUCAUUAUAAUAUAAGUUCAUAUUCUUGCCACGUAUGCGAAAAAAGAUUUAAAACUCCUUCUGAUUUUAAAAGACAUACAAGUUUAUGUAGUGACAAACGACCAUAUUCAUGUGAUGUGUGUAAAAAACGGUUUAAAACUAACGCUUAUUUAAAACGACAUAUACUGUUUCACAGUGAUAGAAGGCCAUAUUCUUGUGAUGUGUGUAAAAACCGAUUCAAAACUGUUUCCUGAGUUAAUAGUCAUACAAGGAUACAUAGUGACCUAAGACCACAUUCUUGUGACGUAUGUAAAAAGCGAUUUAAGUUAAAGGCUGUUUUAAAUCGACAUACACUGACUCAUAGAGCACCUUCACAUUCGUGUGGUGUGUGUAAAAAACGAUUUAGUACUAAGGAUUAUUUAAAACUACAUAUUCUGAUUCAUGGCGAUUUAAGAUCAUAUUCGUGUGAUGUGUGUAAAAAACGCUUUAACACUCACGUUUAUUUAAAACGACAUAUACUAUUACACAGUGAUACAAGGCCAUAUUCUUGUGAUGUUUGUAAAAAACGAUUUCAUACUACUUCUGACUUGAAUAAACAUACAAAGAUACAUAGUGAUCUAAGACCAUAUUCGUGUGACGUAUGUAAAAAAAGAUUUAAGUUUACGGCUGUUUUAAAUCGACAU
This is a messenger RNA of Leguminivora glycinivorella, 1629 nucleotides long. Its product is annotated as zinc finger protein 271-like. Bases 16 to 1200 code for a protein of 394 amino acids. The record is from RefSeq and is a predicted model, not a curated record. Lineage: Eukaryota; Metazoa; Arthropoda; Insecta; Lepidoptera; Tortricidae. Gene Ontology annotation, cellular component: nucleus. The transcript is spliced from 3 exons.